Zingiber officinale is the source of this 1157-nucleotide messenger RNA. RefSeq lists its product as uncharacterized. The record is from RefSeq and is a predicted model, not a curated record. The transcript is spliced from 5 exons. Lineage: Eukaryota; Viridiplantae; Streptophyta; Magnoliopsida; Zingiberales; Zingiberaceae. Gene Ontology annotation, biological process: mitotic sister chromatid cohesion. Bases 448 to 840 code for a protein of 130 amino acids. Gene Ontology annotation, cellular component: Ctf18 RFC-like complex.
CUUAGAAAACGCGCCUGUCGACUGCAUUGUAACACGCGAUUUCUCUUCGGCAAACCUCCGGAGCGAAGCUAGGGCACGUCGUCCUCGCCGCGAACCUUCCUCCUCGCAUUUUCUUUGGCUUUACCUCGGCGUGUCCUCCUCGCUCUUAGCUCCUCGCGCCCCUCACCUCCCUCGGCCGCGAAGCGUCCAACUCCUCGUGAUUUAGAAACGGGCGAUCUCUCUCGGCAAACCUCCGGAGCGAAGCUAGGGCACGCCGCCCUCGCCCCUCCAGUGUUUCUCGUUCUCACAUCCUCGCCCGGCCACGAAGCUUCCAGAUCGUGCCCCUCACCGCCCCAUUGUUCUCGCAGCCGCCUCUAGCCGCCGCAACCCCUCUCUUAGGGAGUCUUGGACAUUCACCAGAUUCAUAGAUUGGAUCACUCAACCAGAUUGUCAGAAAUCCAGGUGAAGAUGCAGAUACGGGUAAAGUGUGGUUGUGGUGAUGGAAAAUGCCUUGACUGGGCUAUCAUUGAGCUCCAAGGAGUUGUUGAAUCUCAGUCUACAUGUGCUGGUCAGAUCAAUGGUCUAGAAAUUGGACGUCUCUGUUGCUCAUCAUCUUCCUCUCAGACAAACUAUACCUUCACUGUGGGUUACCAUGAACUCUCUGGCACAAGGGUAGAGUUGAAAAAACCUCUAUUAGUUUUACAGAAAAAGGUGGCAACAAGUUCGACAAUGCUGCCUCAGUUUUCUGAUUCCCCACCAGUAGAAUUAGAAGUCAUUGGAAUUAUACGCCAGAAGAUCCUAUUCAAGAAUAGGCCAAAAGCUUUGACGUCAAGGACACAGUCAAAGGAAAAGAGAACUUAGUAAUAACCUCUUCUAUCACAGUGGCACAACGUUCAGGUAUUUCACCAUCGCAGAAGAUGAUAAUGGCUUGAACAGUGGAGUUUUCUAUUGCAAGAUUAAUCCAGACCUUUUUGAUAGAAACAAAAGAAAUUGAGUGAUUUCGAUGGCUUUAUUUCUUCUUUUAUUUGUUUGGUGGUCGGUGGUCGUAAAAAGAUACGUGCCUACCAUAUUGCUGUAAUCUGAGCACCUGCUAGCGAUCAGGUUUGUGAUUGUAAGUUCCCUUCGACUUACCUACUCCAGUUAAUUCAUAGUGAUCCAACCUUUGUAUUUAUUUUUUA